This is a messenger RNA of Arthroderma uncinatum, 1212 nucleotides long. RefSeq names its product zinc transporter SLC39A9. The transcript is spliced from 3 exons. Gene Ontology annotation, cellular component: membrane. Bases 1 to 1212 code for a protein of 403 amino acids. The record is from RefSeq and is a predicted model, not a curated record. Gene Ontology annotation, molecular function: metal ion transmembrane transporter activity. NCBI's taxonomy places the organism in Eukaryota, Fungi, Ascomycota, Eurotiomycetes, Onygenales, Arthrodermataceae. Gene Ontology annotation, biological process: transmembrane transport; zinc ion transport.
AUGGACGGGCUCUUUACGCUCGUAUGCCUGAGUCUCCUGAUGGGAGUAGCGUCCUUUGUCGUUGGAUCCCUACCGCUGACCUUUUCCCUUUCUUCGUCCCAGCUGCGGCUCAUUUCGGCCCUGGGGAUGGGCCUGCUGGUUGGCACGUCUCUUAUCGUCAUUAUCCCGGAAGGCGUGGAAACGCUCUACAGCUCUCGCGUGAAACCGCAUCAGCAUGGGCGCGAACAUGGACACCAGCGAAGGGAUCUCCUAGCGCACAGCAUUGACGUUCGAUGGAACCUUAAUUCGGAUGUCGCAUCUAUUUCACGGUCUAUUGGCGAUAUAGAACAGCCGGGCGCGCGCUGGCUGGCGGUUCGAGAGGAACCGGCGUCCGAUGGCGACCAGACGCACCCUGACGGACCACCGGAAGCGGACAACAAGGACAAGAAGCCGUCUGGCGAGAAGGAAGACGGCAAGAAGGGGGAGGAGAAGCCACCCGCGCACGAAGACGAACAUGACAGCGGACCACACGCUUGGAUAGGAGUUGGGCUGGUCAGCGGGUUCAUACUCAUGUACCUGGUCGACAAGCUGCCACAGUACAUGCCCUCGUCGUCGAAGCAGCAGCAGCGGCCAUACCACAUAUCGCUCGACAAUCUGGGAUCGGGCAUCGCCCGGACGACCAACGGCGCACGACAGGGCGGCAGCGACCCUGGACUCGCAACGACGGCCGGGCUGGUGAUACAUGCGGCAGCGGACGGCAUUGCGCUGGGUGCUUCCACCUCCAACAUGGGCCUGAGCCUGAUCAUCUUCGUUGCCAUCAUGGUGCACAAAGCUCCCGCAUCGUUCGGCCUCACCUCGGUCUUGCUGAAGCAGGGCCACUCCACCAAGAGUGCCCGAGCCCAUCUACUGGUCUUCAGUCUCGCAGCACCCGGCGGAGCACUCUUGACAUGGCUGGUUACGCACACCAUUCUGGCAGGCCAUGCCAGCGACGAGCAGAGCACCCGGUUCAGAACCGGCAUGCUGCUGUUGUUUUCAGCCGGUACCUUUCUCUAUGUUGCCAUGCACACGAUGCAGGAGAACCCCCUUGAGCCAGCCCGUCGAGAGUCUCACGCAAACGGAUACGUUGAUGGGCGGGACCCACCGCAACGGCCGAAGCAUUCUAUGAGAGAUCUCAUCGCGUCCGUCGCCGGCAUGAUCAUGCCUCUCUUUCUCCAGAUCGGACAUGCGCAUUAA